This is a messenger RNA of Lycium barbarum (goji berry), 921 nucleotides long. RefSeq names its product protein MAIN-LIKE 2-like. The transcript has 4 exons. Gene Ontology annotation, biological process: meristem development; meristem maintenance. The record is from RefSeq and is a predicted model, not a curated record. Bases 1 to 921 code for a protein of 306 amino acids. NCBI's taxonomy places the organism in Eukaryota, Viridiplantae, Streptophyta, Magnoliopsida, Solanales, Solanaceae.
AUGCAAGGAACUUGUUGGGAUGUACUCAAACUAGAAGCCCGAUAUAGCCUCCUUCAGGUAGAUGGGUCUGGAGGGGGAUCUAUGCAGGUCAAAAAGAUCCCUACAUCUGAGAAUCCUUCGGAUAUGUUGACCAAGGUGGUACCAAGAGACGAGUUCGAGCUAUGCAAGGAACUUGUCGGGAUGUGUGGAUUUGGGGGAGUUUUAGCAGUAGCUAAUGUGCAGUAUGAUGAAGGAAUCAUCACUGCACUUAUUGAGAGAUGGCGUCCAAAGACGCAUACAUUUCAUAUGUGGACUGGCGAAUGUGCCAUCACACUGCAAGAUGUCGAGGUGUUAUAUGGCAUUCCCGUGGAUGGCCACCCAUUGGUGCAGAGAAAUGUUAAAAAUAUAACUAAAUCAACGUGGCGGGAAUUGAUGUACGACCUUACUGGUUGGUUGCCCGGAGAAGAAGAAAUUAUAGGUAAUAGCUUGUUGGUAAUAACACAAUUAUCUAAUCAUUUGGAAACCUUGAUUGCCAAGAAUGAUAUUAUUGAUGAACACACAGAUGAGGCUGAGGUACAAAAGAGGGUCAGGUUGUACCUGCUUUGGUCGAUUGGUGCCACUAUAUUCCCUGAUAAUACUGGUUCAAAGCUUAGUUUACACUUUUUGCUCGACAUAAUAGACCUUGAUGCAAUAGGCGGGAAAGCUUGGGGAGCAACAGCAUUAUCAUACUUGUACAAUUGUCUAUGUCGUGCUUCGAUAGCUAAUAGCCGUGCUGUUUGUGGAUUUAUUACUUUGUUACAGAACUGGACUCGUAGUGGAGUUUGUGAAAGCGAGGCACUUGCUGUGCUAGUAGUUUGUAGGGAUGUUUUAGACAACAUAACUGAUGAUCAGUUUGUAUGGGAACCUUAUACAGAGGCCAUCAAUGAUGGACUUCCGGAGUGA